Molecule: messenger RNA, 783 nt
Organism: Torulaspora delbrueckii
Lineage: Eukaryota; Fungi; Ascomycota; Saccharomycetes; Saccharomycetales; Saccharomycetaceae
Exons: 1
Coding region: 1-783 (260 amino acids)
Source: RefSeq, a predicted model, not a curated record
AUGGCAGAAGAGAGCGUGAACCAGAUGAGAAGAACUAUAGUAUUUACGGUGGUAAUUAUAUACGCUGUUGUAAGCGGUCUCUUCAUCUUAGGCUACCUAAUUGUACAUUAUCAUUCAGACCUGAAAAGGGCAUUUCGACGGUUUACGCUGUCCAUCGAAGAGUAUGCGCAUUUCAUGAACAUGAAAUGGCGGUAUAGUAGGGCAAUCGAUCUGGAGAAAUAUGUCGAGACUAUCAAUUACCAUGAUUUGAAGGCCAAAGGGUUGGACGGAUACAAAUAUGGGCAUGUUAUUAUGGAUCGGGAUAGCUUCGAAAGGAUGGAUUCACAUUCUGAUUGCACAUGCGGUGGGGGACUUACCAAGUUUUCGAUAGCGGAACUAGAGAAACGAAAUCCCAAUGAAUUGGCCAAUGACGACGAAACUUGUUGCAUCUGUCUGGAACUGCUUAAGACGCAGGAGUACGAUACGAUAACAACCCAAGAUGGUAUGAGGGUUAAGACCAAAGGUGGGCCUCCCACAAAAUCUAUCAAAGAUACCGAUAUUGUCAUGAUACCUUGCCAGCACUACUUCCAUGCAGGAUGUCUGAAGGAGUGGUUUAGUCCACAGAGACGUGGAAAAAGGCGGCCGCUUGUCUGUCCGCUGUGCAGGAUGGACAUAGUCAAAUGUAAGGCGUUCUGUAUGAGAUUGGGACUGCUAAUGAGUGAACUAAAAGUUACGCUCAACUCACAUACGAGUCCGAAUUUAGGUUCUGAGCGGGUCUCAGAACUGACAUCUGACUCAAGUUAA